Messenger RNA from Drosophila persimilis, 1578 nucleotides. RefSeq names its product arrestin domain-containing protein 3. The transcript is spliced from 4 exons. Gene Ontology annotation, biological process: protein transport. The coding region runs from base 36 to 1328 and encodes 430 amino acids. The record is from RefSeq and is a predicted model, not a curated record. Lineage: Eukaryota; Metazoa; Arthropoda; Insecta; Diptera; Drosophilidae. Gene Ontology annotation, cellular component: cytoplasm.
AUUUGAAAAAUUGAGAGUUUAGUUUAGAAGCCAAAAUGCCAACGGUCUGUACCUUUGAACUAGAUCACAGCGAUCCAAUUUACUACAGCGGCGAGGUAAUCAAUGGUCGCAUUAAUCUCCAUACAGAUUCCAACAAGUCGGUGAAUGAGGUCUAUAUACUCUUCCGUGGCGAGGCGAAAGUGAGCUGGGACGAACACAAGACCCGGACAAGCAAUGGAAAGACGCAACACUACACUGAAAAUUAUCGGGGCAAGCAAGUCUAUCUGAAAACCCACACCCAAGUGUUCGGGUCGGGCGAUCUGCCGAGUGGCACCCACCAGUACACUUUCUGCAUACCCCUGCCACUGGAUUGCCCAACAUCGUGCGAUAUGAAAUACGGAAAGAUCCACUAUGAGAUCUCAUUAGUCAUCGAUAAGCAGUGGGGCUUCAAUAAAGACUUCAAGCAGCCGUUGACGGUGCUCCAAAGCUAUAAUCUAAAUAUGUCCCCAGAGUUGUUGAUUCCCCUCGUACGUGAGGAUGUCAAGUAUUUCUGCUGUUGGCCCUGCACCUCCGGUCCGGUACUGUCCACCCUCAUUAUUCCCUUUGGUGGCUAUGCGCCGGGCCAAAAGAUUCACUAUACCCUGGAAAUAGACAAUAAGUCGGGUGCCUAUGACCUGGACGGCAUUGAGCUGCAGCUGAAACAAGUCUGCCUGUUCAAGGCGGAAACCCCCCAUCACAAGACCCGUGAUAUCGAGAAGAAGCUGCAUGGCUGUUGCCAGGGAGAGCGAGUGCUGCGUUUCUCCAAGCGCAUUAUCAAAGGCAGCCUGCUCAUUCCGUCGGUGCCGCCGUCCUCGAGGACAGAUUCCAUCAUAACCGUUAGCUACAGGGUACUCUUCUCGAUCAAAAUGGGCGACUGCCACAUGGACUCGGAGUUCGAUGUCCCCAUUGUGAUUGGCACUAUACCCCUGGCGCAGAGCGCUGAAGAUCCCACGCAUGUGGCCGAAUGGAUACCGCAUACGCCCGAUACUCCGGCGGGAGCGACUGGUGGGGAUAUGCCACCCAGCUAUGACAAUUGCAAGCCGCCAUCCUUCGAGGAGGCCACGAACUUGGGCGACAGGUUCAUUGACACGGACGUGGACGAGCACAAUCGUACGAAUGACUUCAUACCCCGCUAUCCCAUGUACACGAAUUUUGCACAGCCCACGGCACCGCCAGAGCCAAGCGACUCUCUACCCUCGGCUGUACCAGUUCUGUCGCUGCCCCAUGGCUCCACUGCCCCAACGAAUGCAGAGAACUCGAAUGGAGUUACUGAAAGUGGAGCAACAUAUGGCUGGAAUGCCAAUAUGUAGUAGUCUCCCACAGCCAGACUUUGUGAGAAAUGAGAAUCUUGAUUGUCGUACAAUCCCUUUUAAGUGAUUAAUUUAGCAUUUGUAUCUUUUACGUACGCAAUUUUAAUGUGCCUUUAAUUAUGCAAAAAAACGCAUCGAAUUGAUUGAAGAUAUUAAUAUUAUAAGUUUAUUUUAAGAGACUUGUCCUGCACUCUGAUCAAUGAUAAUUAGAACUACCGAAAAGGACUCCCACAUAAACAACAAAAGCAAC